CAUGGCGGAGCUGGCGCAGGGGCAGAGCCAGAGCGCGGCGCCCGUGGGAAUCAAGCCCGAGGGUUUCGUGGACGCUCUACACCGGGCCCGGCAGAUUGCUGCUAAAAUUGGAGAUAUUCCUCACUUGAAUAAUUCUACAACACUUGUGGACCCGUCAGUCUAUGGUUAUGGAGUGCAGAAACGGCCCCUGGAUGAUGGAGGUCUCCGUGUAAGUGGGCUCCAUGGAGCACAGAUCAGAGACACAGAGAGAAUAGGUAACCAGUUAGGGGCCCUGGUACAUCAAAGGGCUGUAAUAACAGAAGAGUUCAAAGUGCCUGAUAAAAUGGUUGGAUUUAUAAUCGGCAGGGGAGGAGAACAGAUCUCACGGAUUCAGAUAGAGUCUGGCUGCAAAAUUCAAAUUGCUCCAGACAGUGGUGGGAUGCCUGAGAGGCCCUGUGUACUCACUGGGACACCAGAGAGCAUUGAACAAGCAAAACGGCUACUGGGGCAGAUUGUAGAUCGCUGUCGCAACGGACCUGGUUUUCACAACGAUGCUGAUGGCAACAGUACCAUUCAGGAGAUUUUGAUCCCGGCAUCCAAAGUGGGUCUAGUCAUCGGCAAAGGAGGUGAAACAAUAAAACAGUUGCAGGAGCGAACAGGUGUGAAAAUGAUUAUGAUCCAAGAUGGUCCUUUGCCUACUGGAGCAGAUAAACCUCUCCGUAUUACUGGAGAUGCAUUUAAAGUACAGCAAGCGAGGGAAAUGGUACUGGAGAUCAUCCGAGAGAAAGAUCAGGCAGACUUCCGAGGCGUACGCAGUGAUUUCAGUGCUAGAAUGGGAGGAGGCAGCAUAGAGGUCUCUGUGCCCAGGUAUGCUGUUGGAAUUGUGAUAGGAAGAAAUGGAGAAAUGAUCAAAAAGAUUCAGAAUGAUGCUGGAGUUAGGAUUCAAUUUAAACCAGAUGAUGGGAUUAGCAGUGAAAGAGUCGCACAGGUCAUGGGGCUCCCCGAUCGGUGUCAGCACGCAGCACACAUCAUCAGUGAGCUCAUCCUCACAGCACAGGAACGAGAUGGCUUUGGAACCUUGGCUGUUGCCCGAGGAAGAGGUCGUGGCCGUGGGGACUGGAGCGUUGGAACACCUGGGGGUGUGCAGGAAAUCACCUACACUGUUCCAGCUGACAAGUGUGGCCUCGUUAUAGGCAAAGGUGGUGAGAACAUCAAGAGCAUAAAUCAGCAGUCGGGAGCACACGUGGAGCUGCAGAGAAACCCACCCCCAAACACAGACCCUGGCGUAAGAAUAUUCACAAUCAGAGGGGUCCCCCAGCAAAUCGAGCUCGCUAGACAUCUCAUAGAUGAGAAAGUUGGUGGUACCAGCAUGGGUGGACCUGGAGGAUUUGGUCAAAGUCCGUUCAGCCAAGCACCUGCUACACCUCAUCAAAAUGGUCCUCAGGCGUUCAUGACACAGGGCUGGGGCAGUACCUACCAGACGUGGCAGCAGCCUGGACAGCAAGUCCCAAGUCAUGCUGCCAGUGCUGCUUCUCAGGCAAGUUCCCAGCCGGACUACACGAUGGCUUGGGCAGAGUAUUACCGACAGCAGGCUGCUUACUACGGGCAGACACUAGGGCAGGCUCAGGCCCACAGCCAGGAGCAGUAGAACAAGGUCCCCGUGGCAAUUUUUUUUCCUUGGAAUCGUGGAAGAAAACCUUUUUGUAACAGAGGUUUCUAGAUUUGCAACAUUUUGAUGAAGACUUUACUGUUUUGUGAAACACUAGCUGUAGGAUAAUCUAUACUGAACUUUUCUAAGAAUCAGGAACAAUUAGUAAUGUACUAAACGUAUGGACAUGCUGGUAAUUUUGUUUCCAAAUUUAUAUUAAAACAAACCUCCGGGAUUCUUUUUGGAGAGAAGCCAGAGAAUUUGCAGGCACCAAAACGUACCCCAGAGCUGUGACAUUUCAACAUGUGGGUUUUUUGUGUGUUUUUUUUUUUUCCUUUUAAUUUUCAGUCUUUUCUGUUGGAACAGAAAGAGUGGCUUGGAAGUCUUAGGUGGUAUGUAACAAAUCUUAAAAAGAAAAAAAAAUUAAACAGUAUUUAAAUAUUCUUAAAUAUGUAAAUUCAUUAAAUGUUUUACUUCUAAUUUCUUGUAUCUUGGCUGUCUUUGAUUUUAUUGCAUUUUUAAAAAACUGAACUAUGAUAUGUAUUGUAAUUAAUGAUAUGAUUUCUGUAUUUGAAACAGUUACUGUUUGCAAGUUCGGGGGGGCAUUUUGUAGGGUUUGUAUAAUUUCUAGAGUCUAAAGGGGUAAUAUAAAAACGUGUUAAUUUUUUUAGCAAUACAUGUUUUCAUGUCUCUAUUGCUAGUUGCAUUUAUGUAUCUAAGACCUCCAAGCUUGUUAAAAAAAAGAAAAAACAAAAAAAAAGAAAAGAAAAAAACUUCUUCUAUGCUCUCAGAAAUAUAAAUACUGUUAUUUUUAAUAUUAAAAUGAAUCUGCUAUUAGUACCUUUAACAAACACUGUGGAACAUAAAACCGUAUAAAAGGUAGUAACUAUUUUUUAAUUCCAAGGUGUUUUCUGCUUUUUCGUUUCUUUUAAAUAUUUUCUUAUCUAAUAUUUGUCAAAUUACCUAGAGAAAUAAAUGAAUCUAGUAUUAACCACAGUAUGCGCUAAAUAAUUUUGAUUUAAUAAAAGGGAUAAUAUGAUUUCUGAUGUUUACUGUAGUGUUUCUUGUACAGAUAACAGUGUAUUUUUAAAGGAAAAACGGAAUUGAAGCUAUUUUUUCUUGCAUUUUUAAUUGCCCUGCGGGACAUUCCGUUUUUAAAUGUACUGAAUUUACUGUUCUUGGGUUCUUUCCUUAUUUUUUCUUUAUGCUUGAAAUGUCUAACUAUAAAGAACCGCGAUUGGAUAAUGUUGAGCAUGGUGUUUAAAAAAAAAAAAAGUGUUCUUUUUAUUUGACUGACAGUUGCA
Cinclus cinclus is the source of this 2931-nucleotide messenger RNA. RefSeq names its product far upstream element binding protein 3 (gene FUBP3). The record is from RefSeq and is a predicted model, not a curated record. Gene Ontology annotation, molecular function: mRNA binding. Gene Ontology annotation, cellular component: nucleus; cytoplasm. Gene Ontology annotation, biological process: regulation of gene expression. Bases 2 to 1627 code for a protein of 541 amino acids. The transcript has 18 exons. NCBI's taxonomy places the organism in Eukaryota, Metazoa, Chordata, Aves, Passeriformes, Cinclidae.